Molecule: messenger RNA, 1035 nt
Organism: Struthio camelus australis
Lineage: Eukaryota; Metazoa; Chordata; Aves; Struthioniformes; Struthionidae
Source: RefSeq, a predicted model, not a curated record
AUUAGGGCGGUAGAUCACAGCGUAUCGAUAGCCCCUUUCCCUGGAGAAUUUAUUUGGAGAGGGUGCGAUGGAGGCAUUUGUUCCUGGAUUUUUGAGGCGUGGAAAAAAGGGCGUCGGUGGGCUGCGGGGGGGCCGCGCUCAGCGCCACCUCUCGCUCCCUCCCCCCAGCAAUGGGCCACCUUCGCCAGAGCCUGGUAUCUCCUGGACGCGAGGAUGCAGCCGCCGGGGAAAAUAGCAGCUGCGGCUGCCCUGAGGCUUGAAGGCAGACAUAAACCGAUUUAUCACGCGCUAAGUGAUUGUGGCGAUCAUGUUGUCAUAAUAAAUACAAGGCAUAUCGCCUUUUCUGGUAACAAAUGGGAACAGAAAGUAUACUCUUCGCAUACUGGAUAUCCUGGUGGUUUCAAACAAGUGACAGCAAGUCAGCUCCAUUUGAAGGAUCCAACUGCUAUUGUUAAACUGACUAUUUAUAGAAGGCUUCCAAAAAACCUUCAGAGAAGAACUAUGAUGCAGAGGUUGCACCUUUUCCCAGAUGAUGUUAUCCCAGAAGAUAUACAGAAAAAUCUUGUGGAAGAGCUUCCUCAGCCACGUGCAGUCCCUAGGAGGUUAGAUGAAUAUACACCUGAAGAAGUUGCUGCCUUUCCAAUAAUUUGGACUCCACCUAAAGAUUAUCGAAGGAAGUAACAAUAAAAGAAGAAGAAUUAUUCUCAGGAACAUCUGCCCUCCUUGAAAAAGAAUUCUUCUAACUUGGAAGUCUCUGAGUCGUCCCUUCCAUAUAGAAUGGUUUUGAUAAGUAUCUACAAACUUCAUUGGAAAAGAUUGUAAACAUUAUCAUAACUGAAACUGCUAAGAAUGGGUGUUGCGUUAUUAAAACACCUGUACUGUAUAUUGUACGAUCUGGUGUUUGUUAAUUAAAAUUCUUUUAUUAUUACAGAAUUGAUACAAUUUGUAUGAAUGUUUACAUCUCAAGGAAACAGUACAUUGUUUAUUGAAAUGAAGGCAUCUCACUCUAAUAAAAGUUGCAAAACUGGAAUUCCA